UUACUCUAUAGCGCGUGGAACAGGACGCCCCUUGUCUCAGAUCGAGUGAAUGCGGCCGCCGCUUCUCCGCGUGCAACGACGACUUUGUGGGCAGCCAAAUCAAAGCAGCAGCAGUGAGCUGCGCCGCGGCUUCGCUCAGCAAGGUCGCAGCGCGUACCCGCGCAAGGAGGAGGAAGCUGCAGUGCGGCUUUGACUCGCCUGGUGUGUUAGCUUGAGCUGCCUUCUUCAGGCCCCUGGUCCAUGGAGAAUUGGAGAUGCAUCGCAUCUUGGAGACCUCACCGGCAACUUAGCCGCAUAACGGCGGCUUAGAGGUUGCCGGAGACAGCGGAUCCACAUCGACGGACGCCUCUCUGCCAUCGACGCCACCAUGAUGCCAGACAACGUCCUCCUCCUACACGAGUCCAUCUCCGUGCAUCGGACGCCGAGUCUCCACUGCGCAAAGUCGCCGAGAUCCGCCGUCAUCAAUGUGUAAGAUGAAGCACUGCUCCACCAAAGAAGUUGUCCAUUGGUCCCUCUAGCCCGUGUACGCCUCCAAGAAUGACCCGUCACCGCAGAUCUGGUAACCGCCGCCAAACGCAGCCAACGCCGCUGCCCGACGCAAGGCCGGUCGUCGCGCCCGCAGCUAUUGUUGCCCGAGGCAGAGCCGGCCGCCGCGCCGCCAAGGUCAGAUCGGCCGCGCCUCCUCACAUAGCGGGACUCCGCAUCAUCCCCAUAGCGCAGGAGAGAGGGAGGCCCCCGCCACCGCCAUCGGCCCCCGGGCUAUAGGCUGGCGGCGUCCUUCGGCGACGGCGGAGGGAGGAUGGAAGCAAGUUCCCAAGAACCACUUGCUGCUUUUAGGCAUGGCGGAAGGCAUUGUUGCCUCACUGAUGGUCAAGCUGGGAGUGGCUUUAGCAACUCAGGUGGCAACAUUUGGUGGAUCAUGCAUUGCUCAUGAAGUGACUGCUUUGAGAAGGCUCUUCAGUGAGAUGGAGGAGAUCAGGGAUGAGCUGGAGUGCAUGCAAUCCUUCUUACAAGUUUCUGAGAGGCUCAGAGACCACGACGAAACAAUGGUAACAUUUGUUAGGAAGGUACAGACGCUUUCCUUUGGCAUCGAGGAUGUUGUUGAUGAGUUCAGCUGCAAGUUCUGCGAUGAUCAUGGUGGAGCCGCUUCCAGAGUGAUACGGAAGCUCAGGCGCAUCAGGACGUGGCACCGCCUUGCCUUUCGGCUUGUGCGAAUCAAAGCCAGCCUAAAAAUUGCCAUAGAAAGAGUUAAGAUAUUCAACACAGAAGGAAUUAGCAAGGUACAACAACCUCAAGCACAAGACAAAAAAUUGGGACCAUCAGAAUCUGCUGGUCUUGUAACAGUUGAUUGUCCGGUUGGGAUUGAGCAUAACAGGGACUUGCUGAUUGGAUGGCUAACAGAUGAGAUCCACCAAAACAUGGUGAUCUCUGUGUGGGGCAUGGGUGGAGUCGGAAAGACUACCCUUGUAACUCAUGUUUACAACAUUAUCAAGCCAAGAUUUGAGAGACAUGCAUUCAUUACAGUUUCUCAACACUGUAGGUCCAUUGAUCUGCUAAGACAGAUACUGAAAAAGUUCUGCAAGAAGGAUCACAAUGUGACUCUAUCUGAAGACAUCGAUUCCAUGGACCGUGAAAGCCUGGUCGAGAUUAUGCGAAGUUAUCUUCAUAGUAGAAGGUAUAUCCUCAUCUUGGAUGACCUAUGGGAUGCUAAUGUUUGGUUUGAAAUCCGUGAUGCAUUUGCUGGUGGAGAUGGUUCCAGUAAGGUAGUGCUUACUUCGAGGAUCCAUGACGUCGCAUCACUAGCAAAAGACAAGUACAUAAUUGAUCUCGGACCAUUAGAAAGCCAGCAUUCAUGGGAUUUGUUCUGCAAAGAAGCAUUUUGGAAAAUGGAAGAUAAAAGUUGUCCUCGAGAACUGGAAGCUUGGGGUCGGAAAAUCGUAGAGAGCUGUGACGGCUUACCGAUAGCUAUUGUGUGCAUAGGACGGCUCUUGUCCUUCAGAAGCCAGACUUGUUAUGAAUGGGAGAAAGUGCAUAAAGAUAUUGAGUUGCAGCUAACGAGCAAUUCGAUCAUUGAUAUGAACCUCAUUUUGAAGGUUAGCUUGGAGGAUCUGUCACACAACUUAAAGAACUGUUUCCUAUUCUGUAGUUUGUUCCCAGAGGUCUACAGGGUCAGAAGGAAGAUGCUGAUCAGAUUCUGGGUAUCAGAGGGAUUCAUUAAAAGAAGUGAAACAAGAACAGAGGAAGAAAUCGCUGAGGAUUACCUGAAUGAACUAGUUAACAGGUGCCUGCUACAAGUUACUAAGAGAAAUGAAUUUGGACGAGUUCGUGAAUGUCGAAUGCAUGAUGUGGUCCGUGUUCUUGCUCUAUCAAAAUCAAAAGAGGAGAUGUUUUCUGCUGUUUAUGACUGCUCAAAAACAACCUCAUUACUAGGCAAAGCACGAAGGAUGUCAAUUCAGAAUGCUGAUUCUGCGCUUUCAAGACAUGAGAUGAGACAUGUGCGCUCGUUACUUGUAUUUGACAAAUGUGUCCCUAUAGAUGCUCUAAGUGCUUCAUUCACAUCACUCAAGCUGCUGUCAGUUCUGGACCUACAGGGCAGUCAAAUAAGAAGUAUACCCGUUCAAGUGUUCAGCCUGUUUAAUUUACGAUUUCUGGGUUUGCGGGGAACUGAAAUUGAUGUACUUCCUAAAGAAAUAAAAAGAUUACAAAACUUGGAAGUGCUAGAUGCUUACAACACAAAAAUUACAACGCUGCCUGAAGAAAUAACAAGGCUCCGGAUGUUGAGGCAUCUCUUUGCAUCUGGAAUCCAAGAUGAUACUGACAGCAAUGUUGUGGUAUCCACUGGUGUAGCUGCUCCUCGAGGCAAAUGGCAUUCCACUAGUCUGCAAACUCUUCAAAAUUUUGAAGCAAAUGAGGAGAUGCUGCAGAGCAUUGCAUGUUUGUCCGAGUUAAGGACGCUUGGCAUUACAGAUAUAAGAUCAGGUCAGUCUGCAAGCUUGUGCAGUGCUAUCUCCAAGUUGUCUAAACUUCAACAUCUUUUGGUGUCCUCGAAAGGUGAUGAAGCCCUGCAGCUUUCGUCUGUUCAGCUGCCUCAAACAAUUCAGAAGCUCGAGGUUGGGGGUCUGCUGGGACAGGCGACAGCCCGUAACCUCUUCACUUCAGUCCGAUGCCUCGGGAACAUCACUCAUCUCCAUCUAUGGUUCUCAAUGAUAAAUCAAGAUCUCUUCCGCUACCUCCAAUCGGAUUGUUUGUUGUCGCUUUGUAUUCUGCGGGCGUUUCAAGGUGAGGAGAUGUUCUUCUCCGCAGGAUCAUUUCCAAAACUUCAGUCGCUUGUGAUACACGGUGCAUCACAACUCAGACAGAUUGAGAUAGAAGAAGGCUCUAUGGCGAACCUGGUCCGUCUUACCGUAACAGGUUGUCCAUCACUGAAGGAGAUGCCUCAAGGUGUUGAGUUCCUCCGGAAGCUCGAAGCAUUGCACCUGGAGAGCACGGUUGAUGAUUUUCUUGAGAAGAUUCAGUCGGAAGAAGAAUGGGAGGUACACCAGAGCAAGAUUAGUCACAUCAAGAAGGUUUAUGUUGGUUUUUCAGGAAAUGGAUAAAGUACUUUCCACUAAUGGGUUCUUAGCUGGUAUCUCUAGCUGGACAAGAAAUAUGUGCUAAACAGGGUCCAAGUUAUCUACUUAAAAGAGUUGUAACUGCGUGGAAAUAAACUACUAUCAGUUUCUGCUGCUAGUGGAAAACUGGGAUACUGCGUCUAGUCUCCCUUUUAUCUAAAAGAGUUGUAAGUUUGUAUCAAAUUGUACGUUUGGUAUACUUUGAUGACUACAUUCUGGUAUGUAAA
This is a messenger RNA of Hordeum vulgare subsp. vulgare (domesticated barley), 3838 nucleotides long. RefSeq names its product disease resistance protein RPM1-like. Bases 840 to 3596 code for a protein of 918 amino acids. The transcript is spliced from 3 exons. NCBI's taxonomy places the organism in Eukaryota, Viridiplantae, Streptophyta, Magnoliopsida, Poales, Poaceae. Gene Ontology annotation, molecular function: ADP binding. Gene Ontology annotation, biological process: defense response to other organism. The record is from RefSeq and is a predicted model, not a curated record.